GACGUCUUGUGAAAAAUGGAGUCCUUGGGCUUAGGGAUAGUGACAGUAUACGUGUAACCCUUUAAAAAAUUCUUUGUCCUGCUGGGACAUUGUUAGGGUAACUUAAUUAUGAAAACAAGAUAUUUAUCUUGUAAAGUACGGAUUACACAAAUCGAGACUGAACCUUUCAGAAUGACCUAAACUUUGUGCAUCAUGAGUGAGAAGAAAGGGCUGAAUGGAGCAGUUAAGGCAUACGAUGGAUACGGCAGCGUCGACAAGUACUCCGAGGAUAAAGUCCGCAUCCUAGCGGAGGAGGAGGCGAGCUCUGAUGGAGGGAUUCACAUGUCAGGUUUGGAGGGGGGCAGGAGUGACCGGUUCCAUGCAACUUGUUACUUCAGUGAUGGAAAGAGACAGAUAGAUUUCAUACUGGUUUAUGAGGAAGAAUUAGACCAAGCAAAGAAAAAAUCACAAGGGGAGGCGACCAACAUUGAAAAAUGGAGAGCAAAGUUUAUGGUCAAUCUGAAGAAAAAUGGACUAGAUUUAGAGGAGGAACGUACUCAGAGUCAGAAGAAAAUCACCUAUUUUAUAAAGAUCCAUGCACCCUGGGAUGUCCUGUGCUUUUAUGCAGAAGAUCUGUGUUUUAGAGCACCAUUACAGGAAUUGAUACCCAGUAAGGCACAUCCCAAUCCUGCAGACAACUGGUCAGAGAAUGUACUCCGAGCUCUACACAUACCAAACCUUAUGUCAGAUGAUGUACCUAAUCAGCCCAUGGACUUCUACACAUGCCAGUUCAAAAUGUCCAAACUGGACAGAUUUCUGGGAAGUGAUAAUAAGGAUACAUACUUCACAAACAUUCAGAGACAUCGAGUGGUGUGGGAGAUUCUGUCUACCACUGCAUACGGGAAGAAGAAGAGGGCUGAAAUAGGGAUAGAAAGGCUCCUAGAAGAGGACGUUUUCAAAGCAGCAUUCCCCUUACAUGAUGGUCCAUAUGAGAAACCGGAUCAUGGCAUCAGUCCGGAGGAUAUGAACCACCGGCAGGUCUUGUAUGAGUACUGGGCGCGGUGGGGAAAGUGGUACAAGUACCAGCCAUUGGACCACAUCAGAGAGUACUUUGGGGAGAAAAUUGGCAUAUACUUUGCUUGGCUAGGAUUUUACACUGCCUGGCUGUUACCGGCUGCUGUCGUUGGAAUUAUUGUGUUUGUGUACGGAGUUAUUUCUGUGUUCCAUAAUGUCCCAGUUAAUGAUGUGUGUUCGAGUGGUAAGGAUUACAAGAUGUGUCCACUGUGUGAUGAGAAGAUAGGCUGUGCCUACUGGUACCUCUCAGAUGUCUGUACUUACGUCAAAAUAGCCUACCUGUUUGAUCACCCAGCUACCGUGGCUUACGCUGUGUUUGUGUCAUUUUGGGCUGUAACUUUUCUGGAGUACUGGAAAAGAAAGAAUGCCAGCUUAGCUCACCAUUGGGAUGUCCUGGACUUUGAGGAUGAAGAGGAGAGGCCCAGACCAGAGUAUGCUGCAAAGGCUCCAACAUACGAGAAGAACCCCAUAACGGGGGUCAAAGAGCCUCAUUUUCCUCCCAGGGAUAGAAUCCCCAGAAUUCUGUCAGGAUUUGGAGUCAUCAUUUUGAUGAUGUCGCUGGUCCUGAUCUUCAUUGUUGCCGUGAUAAUGUACAGAAUUUUAGUUAGUAUACCUUUGUUCCAAAAUAAAACACUACGAGGCCAGGCCAACCUUAUUGCCAGUACCAGUUCAGCUGUAGUCAACUUGAUUUUGAUUAUGGCCCUUGGAAAAGUUUACGAAAAAUUAGCAUUAAAACUUACACAGUGGGAGAUGCAUCGAACUCAGACUGAAUUUGAAGAUCAGCUGACCUUUAAAGUGUUCAUUUUCCAAUUUGUCAAUUUCUACUCCUCAAUUAUUUAUGUAGCAUUUUUCAAGGGAAAGUUUAAUGGUUAUCCUGGUCACUAUACAAAGCUGUUAGGUUUACGGAAUGAAGAGUGUAAUAAUGGAGGCUGCCUGAUAGAGUUGACACAGCAACUUGCAGUCAUCAUGAUCGGCAAACAGAUGAUUAACAAUGCACAGGAAAUCAUUAUACCAAAGAUGAAAGCCUUCUGGCACCGGUGUAAGACGAGUCUGGAUAAGAGCGCCGUCAAUAGCCGCUGGGAGGAGGACUAUCAGCUGAUCGAGAACGAGGGGCUGUUUGAGGAAUACUUAGAGAUGGUGCUACAGUUUGGAUUUAUCACAAUAUUUGUGGCGGCGUUCCCCCUGGCUCCUCUGUUUGCUCUGUUGAACAACUGGGUGGAGAUUCGACUGGACGCCCACAAGUUUGUCUGUGAGACUCGCCGUCCCGUAGCAGAGAGGGCUCAGGAUAUUGGAGUCUGGUUUACAAUCUUGGAUGCGCUUGCACAGUUGGCUGUUAUAAGCAAUGCUUUCCUGAUUGCGUUUACAUCAGAGUUUUUACCACGCCUCCUUUACCAGUACCAGUAUAACUGGAACCUAGAGGGAUAUGUUAACUUUACCCUUGCUGUGUCUCCCCCGGGCACCAUGAACCAAACGUGCAGGUACAAAGAAUUCCGGGAUGAUGAAGGAAACUACACACUGUUUUACUGGCAUUUACUCGCUGUCAGAUUAGCUUUUGUUAUCUUAUUCGAGCAUGUAGUAUUUGGGAUAUGUAAGUUGAUUGAUUUCCUGGUGCCUGAUGUACCCGAAGCGUUAGAACUGAAAAUCAAAAGGGAGCGAUACUUAGCCAAGCAGGCCCUGGCUGACACAGAUACCAUAAUGAAGACCAUACAUCCAGAAGAUGAGAUUGCCCGGGGAGAUGAGGAGGAUGAUGAGGAAGGUGUCCUGGUGUCCACUGUACCAAAGGGAGGGGGGUCCAGCCAGUCAGCUGUGGAGGACAAAGUCUAGCGUCCAUUGUACCCCGGGGGACAGGUCCAGCCAGCCACCCCCCACAGUCCGGCGAACUAGUGUCAUUGUCCCAAUGGGAUGCUAAAGCCAGUUAUGGAGGACAUUAAUGUCCUACUUACUCUGAACUUCCCUCUUCAUACUCUUAGAUGUCUCAAACUUGAUCAACUGUCGGGAGUGGAAAACUUAAUGUUAUGUCUUUCCUUCUUUUCAGUUUUGUGUGUAUAGAUUUUACAGUGGGUGUAGAUGCAAUACAGUAGAUAAGAUACAGAUUAAAUUGUUAACCUUCUUGUGGUUUAUUUCACUCUUAAGUAGUUGUACUAGUUGUUUAGAACAACUUUUAAUACAGGUAUGAGCUUUAUGAUAUACAUAUAAAAUAUGGUACAUGUAAUUACAAUACUUCCACUAUACAUUGUUACAUGUACAUGUACUAUUAUACUAUUAUAUGUGAUAUUGUUUAAUUCUGUUGAUGUGUGUAUCAAAUAUAUUAGAACUAGUUAUUCACUUGUCUAUACUUGUUUAUUUUUUAGUUUUUAUUUUUGUAAAUAAAAGUAAUUUCUGUGUACAUUAUUUAGAAUUUUAUUACAUUUUACUUAAUUCCACAUUCCUCAUAUUAUACAAAUACUGAAUCGUUAUACUUACUUUGUUAUAUUAGAACAGCUAGUGUGAUGAAUACUAUAAUACUGUUCAUAUUGGGACCAGGUUUCAUGUAAAUAUAAAAAUGAUGAUUAUACCUAUGAUGUAUAUACAAGAGAAUUAUGUAAGAACAGUUGGUUUAAUGAAAACUUUUUAAAAAAAAGUUCAUAUUGGGAUCAGGGGCUCGUAACAUAAAGUUUGCUAAGUUUUUGACUUAAGUAGGGUUGUAAGUACGUUUUAGGCACAAUUUUAGGACCUGUGUAAGUACUACUUAAGUAUGUGUUAAACUGUAACAUAAAGCGAACUUAGCUAUGUCUUAGCUAAGUCAUACCUAUGUUAAAAAUAUUUCAUACGAGUCAACCUAUGGUUUUUCAUUUUAUGUAGAUAUAUUGUUAAAAGUGAACCAGUUAGGGUUUAAAUUAAAUAUACAUGUAUAUCAAAAUUGACGUCUUUACCUAUCGGAUUUAGUUAUGUUAGAUUAGAUCUGAUGAUUCUGUUAUAAAUCAUUCGGUGUAUUUGAAAACAAAUAUACUGCAUGGUCACACCGUAGCUAUUCGUGGUUCAUCGUAAAUGUACAACUAUUAUUUAUCGAUCACUUGAGAUGAUUUCAGUUUACUUUUUGUUACUCUUUUGUUUUGACAAAUGUUCACUUGCUUUGUUAUUCUCGCAAACAUAACAAGAUAAUCGACCUUCUAUUUACUUGAAAUUGAAACUUUAAAAAGGUUCAAAACAUUUUGACCCCCCCUUAUGUAUCAGGCCUUGCAUGUCAGUAGCAAAGACUGCAUAUGUUUUAUGAUAUACUCAUUUGCAAUUUAUCCAAGGCUGCAAAAAAAAUUCGGGGGAUUUUUUUCGUAUGUCUCCACUUAUCAACUCUCUCCCUCCCUCUCUCUCUCUCCCUCCCCCCUCUCUGGAACUAUAGUGAGCACUGACUAAAACGCGCUUAUCGUGUUCUACAAUUAUUCUACUUUACAGAUACUUUUUUUAUCACUCUUUUGGUCAUCAUCAUCUUUCUUUUCUUUUUUAAAAAAAUUAUUUCAUCUCAUAUUUUCAAAGUGAACAGAAUGAUCCAUGAUUUUUUACUGUGUUCAAUUUUUUUCUAUAACCUAGGUCCCACUAAUCCCCCCCCCCCCCCCCCCAAUGACGAAAAACUUAAAUUCUUAAAUUGGCAUCAAAUAUAGAUAAUUGUUUUCCAUAAUAUGAAUAGAGGACUGUUUUAACAUCGAAAGUCAACAUUAAAUAAUUCCAAAUAUAAGUAUAAGAAAGUUAAGAUAUACAUGUACUUAAGUCACCUCUAUUGGCCGCCUAAGUUUCACUAAGAUUGCCAAAUCUUAGCACGCUUCUAGUUACGGUGUUAAGUUUUAGACUGUACUUAAGUCCUACUUAAGCACGGUCUUAGACUUAAGUAACCUUUAUGUUACAACUCCCACGUUUAUUGUUACAACAAAUAUUGAAAGGAAUUUUUUCUCUCACUUUUAGUUUUGAAAGGCUCAGAUAUUCAUAUUUCUGAUAUUGCUAAAUUAUAGCUGUAGAAAUAUUAUGCUAAGUUUAAAAUAUUUUUAGACAUGGUAGUGCUAAAAUAGCUAAGUAGACAUGAUAGUGCUAAAAAAGCUUAGUAGACAGG
Molecule: messenger RNA, 5131 nt
Organism: Saccostrea cuccullata (small rock oyster)
Lineage: Eukaryota; Metazoa; Mollusca; Bivalvia; Ostreida; Ostreidae
Product: anoctamin-7-like
Exons: 24
Coding region: 193-2877 (894 amino acids)
Biological process (GO): chloride transmembrane transport
Cellular component (GO): plasma membrane
Molecular function (GO): chloride channel activity; protein dimerization activity
Source: RefSeq, a predicted model, not a curated record